AUGCAGCUAGAUACAGGGGCAGAUGUUACUAUCUUGCCGGAGUAUAUAGCUAAGACAAUUCCUGGUAUUAAGAUGCAGCCAGCAGAUAAAGGACUGCAGACAUAUGGGUCACAUGGGUUGACCGUAAAGGGUAUGGCUAAAGUAAUGGUAAAGUAUGAAGAUCAGGUGCAUGAAGAUUUACCUUUAUAUGUUGUGAAAGAGAGAGACGAAUGUCUUUUAGGAUUGCAAUGGUUAUCCCAAAUUAACUUUAAUUGGCCAAAGGUGUUUGAGAAAGUAUCCAAGGUAAACAUAAGAAAUUUAUCAUCCAUAAAUGAGAUCAUACCACUAUACCCUGAAGUUUUCUCUGAGGGUAUAGGUACAGUAGCAAAUAGCCAAGCCUCAUUAGCACUGCAACCAGAGGCAGCUCCGAAGUUCAUGUCUCCCAGGAAAAUUCCGUUUGCAUUGAAGCCUGCUGUAGAACAAGAGAUUCGCAGAUUGGAGGCUGAAGGAACCUGGGAGAAGGUUAAUUAUUCAAAUUGGGGUACACCUUUAGUACCAAUAGCAAAAAGAGAUGGCAGUGUAAGACUCUGUGGAGAUUAUAAAGUAACUGUAAAUCCACAACUGCAGGUUGCACAACAUCCGCUUCCAAAUAUUCAGGAUAUGUUAGCUGCUAUAGGAGAUUGCAGAGUAUUUUCAAAGAUUGAUUUAAAAUCUGCAUUUUUACAAUUAAUGAUGGACGAUAAGUCACAAGAGAUUUGUACACUGAGCACUCAUUUAGGGUUGUUCAGGCCAAAAAGACUGCCAUUUGGAAUAGCAUCAAGUCCAGCUCUUUGGCAGCAAACCAUGGACAAGAUAUUCCAUGCCUUACCUGGAGUAUUUUGUUUUGUAGAUGAUAUUUUGAUAGCAGGAAAGGAUGAAAGAGAACAUCUUGAAAGAUUAUUGGCUGUUUUAGAUAGAAUCAAGGAAAAUGGAAUGAAAACACACAAAAGUAAAUGUCACUUCUUUGUAAAAUCCCUAGAGUAUUUAGGCUUCAAAAUUGAUGGUAAAGGUAUCCAUAAGACAGAUGAAAAGGUUAGGGCAGUAAAUGAUGCUAAAGUGCCAGAGAAUGUUAAAGAAUUACAGUCAUUUUUAGGGUUAGUCACAUUUUAUGGUAAAUUUGUUAAGAAUUUAGCCACUAUUGCUAGCCCAUUGUAUAGUUUGACCGCAAAAGAAGUUCCAUGGAACUGGUCAGUAAAAUGUCAAGAAGCUUUUGACAGGAUUAAGGCUGAGAUAACUAAAGAAACAUUUCUGGUACACUACAAUAAAGAUUUGCCUGUAAAACUAGUGUGUGAUGCAUCGCAAGUAGGGUUAGGUGCAGUAUUAGCUCACGUUAUGGAAGAUGGUACUGAAAGACCCAUUGCUUUUGCAUCAAGACUACUGAAUAAGGCAGAACAGAGAUAUUCUCAGAUAGAGAAAGAAGGAUUAGCUUUGGUUUAUGGUGUUAAAAAGUUCCACAUGUACCUUUAUGGCAGAAAGACCUUUACAUUAGUAACGGAUCACAAGCCACUAUUAGCCAUUUUAGGACCAAAGAAGAGUCUGCCGGAAUUAGUAGCAGCUCGUUUACACAGAUGGUCAAUAACCCUAGCUGCCUAUAACUAUGAUAUAGAGUAUAGGUCAACAGCUAAGAUGGGGAAUGCAGAUGCUCUGUCGAGACUGCCAGUCGAUCAGGCUUCCAGUGAGGAUUCAUCGAGCAUUUUGUUGGUAGACGCAUGCGAGUUGCCGGUUACAUCGAAGCAAAUUGCAUGUCAGACUAAGAAGGAUCCCAUAUUAUCUAGGGUUUUACAGUGUUUGUCACAAAAUAAUAAGGAUGUAUUGUCGGAACAGCGAUACAAGCCAUUUACAGACGUGUGGUCAGAGUUGUCUGUUGUACAGGAUUGUAUAUUGAGAAAUACCAGGGUAAUAAUCCCGGACCGUUUGAAAGGUAGAGUUCUAGCGGAGUUACAUGCCGAACACCAAGGUAUUGUACGCACAAAGGCAAUUGCUCGUACUUUUGUGUGGUGGCCUGGUAUUGAUAAUGACAUUACGACUUAUGUAAGAAAUUGUGAGGGAUGUGCAUUCCAGCAGAACAAUCCAGCUCCCUGUAAGACACACCCUUGGGAGACACCUAGUACUCCAUGGCAGAGAGUACACAUCGACUUUGCAGGUCCAUUUCGAGGUCACACUUUCUUGAUUGUGGUUGACUCAUUUAGUAAGUGGCCUGAAGUUAUACCAAUGACCUCUACAACUGCAUAUAGCACCGUGAGAGUGCUCAUGUCCCUAUUCGCAACACAUGGUAUUCCUGAGCAAAUUGUGUCAGAUAACGGACCUCAGUUUGUUUCAAGUGAGUUUGAGUUUUUGUAA
Messenger RNA from Penaeus vannamei (Pacific white shrimp), 2358 nucleotides. The record is from RefSeq and is a predicted model, not a curated record. Lineage: Eukaryota; Metazoa; Arthropoda; Malacostraca; Decapoda; Penaeidae.